Messenger RNA from Drosophila hydei, 969 nucleotides. RefSeq lists its product as uncharacterized. NCBI's taxonomy places the organism in Eukaryota, Metazoa, Arthropoda, Insecta, Diptera, Drosophilidae. The transcript has 3 exons. Bases 145 to 756 code for a protein of 203 amino acids. The record is from RefSeq and is a predicted model, not a curated record.
AGUUGUGUUGAAACGUUCGUGUCACUUGCUAAGCAAAGCUCGGCAACUCAGCUACCUGUGGCAGCGGCAGCAGGAAGCGUAAGCGCAGUGCGGUGCAGUUUGAAAUUACAAUUUUUAGCCAAAAGCGCAAAUCUGCUGGCCAGCAUGUCCUCCCAGUCGAUGGCAUUCCAGAGCAAAUCACGAAAAUCUUUUAUAGGCAUUUUAUUGCUCACCUUUCUGGCUUUUCUGGCGCAAGGUGUCUUGGCAGUCGAGCCGGAUGCGACGUAUGUCGAAAAUGAACUGCACAAGGACAACGAGUUUCCCAGCUUGGUCAAACGUCCGUCGUUUUUCGUGGGCAGUCGAUACGGACGCUCGAGUGGCAAUGGCGCCUCUGGCAAUGGCGCCGCUAGCAACGGCAUGGGCACCUCGAAGACGCGACGCCUAAUCAUCGUGCCACGCAACGAUCGCUUCUUUCUGGGCUCGCGCUAUGGCAAGCGCAGCGAUGAAUAUCUCUCGCCCUACGAACAGAAUAGCCUCGGCCUGGGCCUGGGCAAAGCCUCCUUGCGGGAGCCCGAGCGCGAGCUUGAAGCCAGCAAUGAGAAACCCAGCAGCAGAGCCCGAACUACGCCCGUUCUAACCAUGACCAUGUCCUGCGUCUACACGGGCAUCAGCAACUUCUAUCGCUGCAGCAAUGCCAAUUCGGAGGACCUCAACCUGAACAUGCCAUUGGACAACAAUAGUAUAGGCUCGGAGGAUGCCAACACCAAUGUUAAGUAAGAGAUGGCCUGGCUUUAUGCAUUCAUUGGCAAACGAUCCUCUGGCUAGUUAAAUAUCCUUGUUAUCCAUUCUCAGCUACACACACACACACACACACACACACAUACAUACACGCAUACAUCUAUGUGGCGUAUCUUGUAUCUUGUUAAAUGGUAUUAAAAUUUUUAACGGGGCUGGAAAAGUUUUAAUACCCAACAAUAACCGUGUAAAUAA